AUGAUCGAAGACAAUAAGGAAAACAAAGACCAUUUUUUAGAAAGAGGAGCAACUCUCAUGUUUUCCUUAAAGAAUGAAGUUGGAGGACUUAUAAAAGCACUGAAAACCUUCUAGGAGAAGCACAUGCACCUGUUACACAUCGAGUCCUGAAAAUCAAAGAGAAGAAACCCAGAAUUUGAGAUUUUUGUUGAUGGUGAUAUCAACAGAGAACAAUUGAAUGACAUUUUUCUUCUGUUGAAGUCUCAUACUAAUGUCCUCUCUGUGAACUCACCUGAUCAUUUUACCAUGAAGGAGGAUGGUAUGGAAACAGUUCCUUGGUUUCCAAAGAAGAUUUCUGACCUGGACCAUUGUGCCAACAGAGUUCUGAUGUAUGGAUCUGAACUGGAUGCAGACCAUCCUGGCUUCAAAGACAGUGUCUACCGUAAACGACGGAAGUAUUUCGCGGACUUGGCUCUGAACUACAGACACGGGGACCCCAUUCCCAGGGCUGAAUUCACCGCAGAGGAGACGAAGACCUGGGGCACCGUGUUCCGAGAGCUCAACAAGCUCUACCCGACGCACGCCUGCAGAGAAUACCUCAGAAACUUACCUUUGCUUUCUAAAUAUUGUGGCUAUCGGGAAGAUAACAUCCCGCAAUUGGAAGAUGUUUCGAACUUUUUAAAAGAGCGCACGGGUUUUUCCAUCCGUCCUGUGGCCGGUUACUUAUCUUCAAGGGAUUUCUUAUCAGGUUUAGCCUUCCGAGUUUUUCACUGCACCCAGUAUGUGAGACACAGUUCAGACCCCCUCUAUACUCCAGAGCCAGAUACCUGCCAUGAACUCUUAGGUCAUGUCCCCCUUUUGGCUGAACCUAGUUUUGCACAAUUUUCCCAAGAAAUUGGCCUGGCAUCCCUUGGAGCUUCAGAGGAGGCUGUUCAAAAACUGGCAACGUGCUACUUUUUCACUGUGGAGUUUGGUCUGUGUAAACAAGAUGGGCAGCUAAGAGUCUUUGGUGCUGGCUUACUGUCCUCCAUCAGUGAACUCAAACAUGCACUUUCUGGACAUGCCAAUGUAAAGCCGUUUGAUCCCAAGGUAACCUGCAAACAGGAAUGUCUCAUCACAACUUUUCAGGAUGUCUACUUUGUAUCUGAAAGCUUUGAAGAUGCAAAGGAGAAGAUGAGAGAAUUUACUGAAACAAUGAAGCGCCCGUUUGGAGUGAAGUAUAAUCCGUACACACAGAGUAUUCGGAUCUUGAAAGGCACCGAGAGCAUAAGCGGCGUCGCGAACGGGCUGCAUGAGCUCGGUGUUGUCGGCGACGCGCUCGCGAAGGUCAGCCGGGAGCCCAGCAUCGACAGUCACCAGCCCUAG
Messenger RNA from Miniopterus natalensis, 1344 nucleotides. It is a transcript of the gene TPH1, whose product is annotated as tryptophan hydroxylase 1. Gene Ontology annotation, biological process: aromatic amino acid metabolic process; serotonin biosynthetic process. The record is from RefSeq and is a predicted model, not a curated record. Gene Ontology annotation, cellular component: neuron projection. Lineage: Eukaryota; Metazoa; Chordata; Mammalia; Chiroptera; Miniopteridae. Gene Ontology annotation, molecular function: tryptophan 5-monooxygenase activity; iron ion binding.